AUGAGGGCUGUGGACGCGCUCCUCCUCGCCGCCUCCCUGUGGUUCCGGAGCGCGCUCGGCGGGUUCGGGCCGAGCCUGUUCGCGGCGCAGACCUCCCCCCCGGACCCCUGCUACGACGAGCCCGGCACGCCGCGCCGCUGCAUCCCGGACUUCGUGAACGCCGCCUUCGGCAAGGAGGUGCGCGCGUCCAGCACGUGUGGCCACAAAACCCCGAGCCGCUACUGCGAGCUGAGCUCCGCGGACAAGGGGGCCGAGCGGACCAGGACGUGCCACACCUGCGACGCGUCCGAGCCCCGGAGGUACCACCCGCCCGCGUACCUGACGGACCUGAACAACCCGCACAACCUGACCUGCUGGCAGUCCGAGAACUUCGUGCAGUUCCCGCAGAACGUGUCCCUGACUCUGUCCCUGGCCAAGAAGUUCGAGGUGACCUACGUGAGCCUGCAGUUCUGCUCCCCCAGACCCGAGUCCAUGGCCAUCUACAAGUCCAUGGACUACGGCAAGUCGUGGGUGCCAUUCCAGUUCUACUCCACGCAGUGCAGGAAGACCUACAACAAGCCGAACCGGGCCGUGAUAACCAAACAGAACGAGCAGGAGGCCGUGUGCACGGACUCGCACACCGACGUGCACCCGCUCAGCGGCGGCCUCAUCGCUUUCAGCACGCUGGACGGCCGGCCGUCCGCGCACGACUUCGACAACUCUCCGGUGCUGCAGGACUGGGUCACGGCCACGGACAUCCGGGUGGUGUUCAGCCGCCUGCACACGCUCGGAGACGAGAACGAGGACGACUCGGAGCUGGCGCGAGACUCCUACUUCUACUCCGUGUCCGACCUGCAGGUCGGCGGGAGGUGCAAGUGCAACGGGCACGCGAGCCGCUGCGUGAAGGACCGCGAGGGGGGCCUGGUGUGCGACUGCAAGCACCACACGGCGGGCCCCGAGUGCGACAGGUGCAAGCCCUUCCACUAUGACCGGCCCUGGCAGCGCGCCACGGCGCGCGACGCCAACGAGUGCGUGGCCUGCAACUGUAACCUUCAUGCCAGGCGCUGUCGUUUCAACAUGGAGCUCUAUAAACUGUCAGGGAGGAAGAGUGGAGGAGUCUGCCUCAACUGUCGGCACAACACAGCCGGUCGUCACUGCCACUACUGCAAAGAGGGCUACUACAGAGACCUGUCCAAACCCAUCUCACACAGGAAGGCCUGCAAAGCAUGUGAUUGCCAUCCCGUGGGUGCAGCUGGCAAAACCUGUAACCAAACCACAGGACAAUGUCCCUGUAAAGACGGCGUGACUGGUAUCAUGUGCAACCGCUGUGCUAAAGGCUACCAGCAGAGCCGCUCGCCCAUUGCCCCAUGCAUAAAGAUUCCAGUUUCUCCUCCGACAACUCCCUCCAGCAUCACAGAGGCGCCAUCCGCUGUCCAGGCACACAUCCUGAAGGCAGACAAGAGCGGAGAAUGGUGGAAGUUCACCGUCAACAUCAUUUCCGUGUACAAGCAGGGCGAGAGCCGGAUCCGCCGCGGAGACCAAUUCUUGUGGGUCCGCGCCAAAGACGUGGCCUGCAAGUGUCCCAAGAUCAAGCCUGGGAAGAAGUACUUGCUGCUAGGGAAUGACGAGGACUCCCCCGGUCAGAGCGGCGUGGUGGCCGACAAGGGCAGCCUGGUCAUCCAGUGGAGGGACACGUGGGCGCGCCGGCUCAGGAAGUUCCAGCAGCGAGAGAAGAAAGGCAAGUGCAAGAAGCCAUAGGCAGGGAUAAAAGGAGGAGAGAGGAGGAAGAGCUCGAGAGAAAACCUGAGCAGAGAAUUGGAGAUAAAACAGAGACAGAGGACCACGGACAGAGAGGACACUGUUUAUGUUGCUGCUUUUUGUGAAGAAGCAUGAAGAGAAAUAUUUAGAAUGAUUUCUAUUUUCUAGUGAACUUUGGU
Molecule: messenger RNA, 1916 nt
Organism: Nematolebias whitei (Rio pearlfish)
Lineage: Eukaryota; Metazoa; Chordata; Actinopteri; Cyprinodontiformes; Rivulidae
Gene: ntn1a
Product: netrin 1a
Molecular function (GO): protein binding
Source: RefSeq, a predicted model, not a curated record